CACCGAUUUUUGCAGUUUGUUCAGGAUGUCGGCCAACAGCAGUGUAACGGUUGUCCAAUUGGACUCCGCUGCCCAAGCAAAUAAAGAACAGCUUCACCUGUUACCUUGCGAGAUUGAACACAACGGACCCGCUGAAGUCUCCAGAUUUUAUUCACCGACUGUGAAGGACCACAAACAUGAAAUGACCGUGUCAUUUAGGGGCCGUCCGUUGAAAGGUCAAGAGGUGAAUUGUCCACAAGGCUACACAGGGCUUGUACUAAAAGAAGUCCAAAGACCCAGCUCUGAUCAAGAGGACAGAAUAGUGAAGGUCUCCUCAGUAUUCAACAAUUUCACACGCUGGAAUUUGGAAACCCCUCCAACAUCUGAUGACGGCGUUGUCAUGGCAAUGAUGUGGCCUAAACUAGCAGAGGCAAUACAUGGGCCUAUAGAUGAAUAAAGUUGAUCAGCACCGAAUAGCUACAGUCUUUCUCCUGAUGUGGCCACAGCAGUGCAGGUGUUCUUCUUCUCAACAUGAAAGAGUGCUCAAUGAAACUGAUCGGUCUCUGGGAGCCAUUCCGAUGGAAUGGAAUGUUACCAUGUAGUCAGUGUGUUACUAUGAAGUUUCAUUUUUUUUCAUGUUUAAGUAACAGACUGUUAGAAUAGUCUUGUAUUUUAUUGUUUUCUCAACUUUU
This is a messenger RNA of Chanos chanos (milkfish), 671 nucleotides long. It is a transcript of the gene rnaseh2c, whose product is annotated as ribonuclease H2, subunit C. Lineage: Eukaryota; Metazoa; Chordata; Actinopteri; Gonorynchiformes; Chanidae. The coding region runs from base 26 to 436 and encodes 136 amino acids. The record is from RefSeq and is a predicted model, not a curated record. Gene Ontology annotation, cellular component: ribonuclease H2 complex. Gene Ontology annotation, biological process: RNA catabolic process. The transcript is spliced from 4 exons.